Molecule: messenger RNA, 1779 nt
Organism: Aspergillus terreus NIH2624
Lineage: Eukaryota; Fungi; Ascomycota; Eurotiomycetes; Eurotiales; Aspergillaceae
Product: putative endosomal sorting complex protein TSG101
Exons: 4
Coding region: 1-1779 (592 amino acids)
Biological process (GO): protein modification process; endosome to lysosome transport; protein transport
Cellular component (GO): ESCRT I complex
Molecular function (GO): ubiquitin binding
Source: RefSeq, a predicted model, not a curated record
AUGGCUGCCGUGCCACAACGGACACUCAACUGGCUCUACAGUGUCCUGAUCCGCGACCACUACGAUCCCCGGCAGACCUACCAAGACCCCAAUCGCACCUAUUCAGAUGUCGCCAAUGUACUCGCCCAGUACCCUUCGCUUUCGCCACGAACCGAAGUCUACACCUACGAGAACGGCUUCUCGGCCCUUCUACUCCAACUGAGCGGCACCGUCCCCGUGUCGUUUCGCGGCACGAUAUACAAGUUUCCGAUCACAUUAUGGGUCCCCAACACCUAUCCGCGAGACCCCCCACUGGUCUAUGUAACACCAACUCAAGACAUGGCCGUUCGAGUCGGGCAGCAUGUGACGUUGGAGGGGAGAGUUUAUCAUCAUUAUCUCGCGCAUUGGACGGAAGCCUGGGAGCGGUCUUCCUUGGUUGAUCUCCUGUUGAUCCUCCGAGAAGUGUUCGCAAAGGAACCCCCCGUCAAAUACAAACAACACCAAGCCCUCCCUGUGCAGCCUCCGCAACCACGACACGUACCAACGCCGCCCCCUCUACCACCCCUCCCCCCAGAGCUGGGGGUUUCAACGAGCCGCUCCCCGACAGUGCAGAAUGCACCCUCCCCUCAAACCGCAUCCCCCGUGCCCCCUGCGCCUCCGCCGAAACCGGGACAAAUGGUGGCUGCGGAACCCCGACAAGCUACCCAGGUCAUACACCAAGGCCCCCCAUCUUCGAUGCCCCCACUGCCGCCGAAGGAGCAGGUCCCCCGACCUCAAUCAUUCCAUCCCCAUGCGGGUUUCACCAGUCCCGCAAACAGAGCUUCGCAAUACCUCCCAGGGCAGACAGACGCGGCACCAGGACCUUCAAUCCAACAUCACUUUCCCCAACAGCAACAGCACCAUUCUAUGGGCCAAGCAAUAUCCCUACAUCCACAAGGACAAGCACCCUUCCGGGCUGACGGAGGUAUAUCCACGAGCCCAACUCCGCAAACCCUCCAGGGUCCGCCACAACAGCCUCCCUAUGUCUCCGGUCAACAACCUCUUCCUCACCCAGCAUACCAGCAACCCAAUGGCCGGUUUCCACAAUCCCCUCUCCCACCAUCCCACCCUUCCCCACAUUAUGGUGCUCCCCCACCAGUCCCGACGACCCAGCCGGCACCACGACCCAAACCCGAACAAGUGGAUCUCCUCACCUCGCCAUUUGAAGUCGAGCUGCCCUCGAUUGCACCCACAGGCCCGGCGCCGCCCAUUCCACCCAACCCCGAGAAAGACGCACUCUUGCACGCAGUGUCCAAAACGCUCGCCCAGACCCUCCAAACCAACAUCGCGCAGUCCGAAUCCGCCGCACACUCCCUGCAGUCCCAGUCUCACUCUCUCCACGCCGCAAUAGCCACCUUGCAAGGCGAAAUCUCCUCCCUGAAGGACUUCAACGCCACCCUGCAAUCCAACACCUCCAUCUUGCAGCAAUCCCUCCACCGCGCCGACGGCGUCAUCGCCGACGCCCAGAGCCGCAUCGCCUCGUCCAACCCACAAGCAAGCACAGACCCCGUCGCGUCCGGUCUGCCGUCCGUCGACGAGAUCCUCGUCGCCCCAACCGUCGUGGGCAAACAGCUCUACGACCUCGUCGCCGAGGAACGCGGCAUCCAACAGGCCAUCUACGCGCUGCAGGCGGCCCUGGUGAAGGGUGUGAUUGGCGUCGAGACAUGGUCUCGGCAUACGCGUGGCCUUGCCCGUGAAGCGUUCUUAAAACGGGCUCUCAUUCGGAAGAUUGGGAGGGGGAUGGGUUUGGAGGAGUAUUAG